CCAUGUGUUCUUUUAAUUGGCCAUUGGCGCCAAGUUUGUGUUCGUUGUUCUGGUCAUCAAGUUUAUUUAUGUUAAUUGUUUUCGCUCCUGAUUUAAUUGUCACCCAGUGGAGUUACGAUUCAUCUACGAUAUUCUGGUCGGGUUACCAUUGGAGGAUCAAGGAGGGUUAUCGUCAUCCUGGUCCAAACUAUUUCACUUCGGAAAGUGUUUCCUUAAUCAAUGGAACCCUUUCCAUGUUAAUUAAACCUUUGCCCGAUGGUAAUUGGUCAUCGGCUGAGAUUUACACGGUUCGUUCAUUGGGCUAUGGUACUUAUUCUUGGACCAUUAGUAGUGAGACAGGUAAUCUACCUGCUCAGGUGACCCUUGGUAUGUUUACAUGGGAAGAUUGGGCUCGAGAAGUUCACAAUCGUGAGAUUGACAUUGAAUUUGCCAAAUGGGGUAAACCAAGUGAUCCAACAAAUGCUCAAUUCACUUUACAACCUCAUCGGGUUAAAGGUAAUGUUAAAAGGUUAACUGUUUAUCCUUCAUCUGGGUCAACACGUGCUGAGUUUACCUGGUCACCUUGUGGUGUUACCUUUAGGCUGAUUAAACAGGGUAUUUGUUAUGGUCAAUAUCUUAAUCACACUGAUACCAAAUAUCAUAUGUCCAAUGGUAAGGAAAAGGUUCACAUUAACCUUUGGCUUUGGGCUGGUAAACCACCGGACACUAAGGGUCAACCAGUGAUUGUUAAAUUUAAAUCAUUUACUUUUACACCUUUGGAUUUAACUGAUUCACAAUUUAUUGUUAAAAAUAAAUUAACUUCAUCUUCGUCGCCAUUUGACACAACGACAAUUUCACCGUUGACAUCUAAUGGUAAUAAUAUUAAUGUCGCUAAUAAUUUUCUCACUCCUGUUGGUAGUUGUGACGAUUUCUCUUAAUUAGUCAAUUAAGGUUGACAAUUAAGGUAAAAUUUUCAUCAACAAUUAAUGGACGUUGAACAUUUUCCAACCAUCUAAUCAACUGUGUUUACAUCAUUUUCAAUUACAAACUUUUCAAACUUUUAUCGUUGUUAAUUGUUAAUCAUUUUUUGGAAAUGGUUUCACUUUUACAAUUGUUAAUCAAAACGUUAUAAUUUGUAUUAUCUUCAACAAUCAACAAGGAUCGGAUUAAACUAUUAACAAUCAUGAUCAUUUCUAAUUAAUUAAUCUUGUUGACUAUUUUAGUGAUUAGCGUAAACAAUUAACCUUGAACACUUAAUUGUGUAUCUAAUGUUAAUCAAAAUGUUUUAAUAACAAUUAAAACCACAAGGUUUUUAUAAAUCAACCGUUUGUAAUUCAUUUCUAAUUGAAAACUUGAGACAAUUAACUAAUUCAAUUGCAAUCGAUAAUUGUGAUUACCCAAUAUUGGAUUUCCUUUGAAAGUUGACCAAACUGUAACUGGACACUUGGAAAUAUCCAUUAACCAUUAACGAUGAUGGUCAAUCAAUCAUUAACUAAUAGCAGAGUAAAACAAUUAAUCUAAAAGUUGAUUGUGAAGUUUGAUAACAAAAAAAAAUCUAAAUUCUCGUUGUUAACAAUUAAAAGGGUCAAACUGGUUCAAAAGUAAUUUAGUUAUCACUGGUCAGUGUGUCAGUAUUUUGUUUCCUAUCUUGGUCAGUGGUCAAGAAAAUUGAUUCUCAAUCUUGAUUAGAUUUGCUCGAGAUUUAAACAAUAUAAUUAUUUACCCUUGAGGUUAAUUGUUAUCAAGAUUUGACUUAUGUCAAAGGUUAACAAGGUCGAUUUGUUUUAAAACUAAUCAAGUCAACUACUUGAUUGUGGUUGUAAUGAUUAAUUGCAAAGAUAAUUAAUAUUUUUCAAGUAAACAAUUUGGUUAACAACAAAGAGAUUGAUUUUAUCUGAUUUAGCAAAAAGUUAAUUGAAUAAAUGUCAUCAACAAUUAAAGUAUUUAGUUAAUUAAUCUCUAGAUAAUUUUGUUUAAAAGUUAAUCAUCUAAUUGAUUGCAUUGAUUGAUCUGUUAAUUGUUAGACCCAAAUGAAAUCAGGUAAUUACGAACAGGAAAUAAAUUGUAAAUAAUUAAAGUGAGUAUUUUAUUUAACUACAAUUUAAAUCAAGUGAUUAUUUAAUCAAUAGAAGAUGAGAAAAAUUGAUAUAAUUAACUAAUGGAAAAGUUAAUUUUCAUAAUUAAAUUGCAAUAAAAGUUAAAUUGUAAACAAGGUUUCGAUAGUAACCAAAGUUAAUUGUUGAUCAACCUUCAAGUGUCUCUUAAUAGCAAUCAAUAAGUUAAUCAAGCAAUUUAAAUUGCGACAAACUAACUGAUAUACAAAUUCACUUUUCCAACGAUAAUAACAAUUAACUAUCUAUUAAUUGUUACCAUGAAUUUCUCCAAUUUUAUUGGUAAUUGUUUCGCUGACCACAAUUAAUUGUUCAUCAUUUUCUUGGACUCAUUUGGAUGGAAACAAUUUCUGUAAUUAUACAUUUAAAUACGUGGUAAUUAAAAAUAAUGUCGCUGGUGAUGUUAACAGUGAUUCAUUUGAAUGUGGCGACAAUUUAAUCAAUUGUACUUAUCGAGUUGAUCUCAACAAAACUUUCAAUGUUCAAUAUCAUGGAGUUGAAAGUUUGUCACCUCAAGUGUCAAGUAAAUUUAUCAAUCAAAUUAACGGUGUGGCGAGUUUAUUAUUUGACGAUUACAAUCAACCCAGAAUUAAAUCAGGUACCUUCAUGUGUACAAUUAAUUCAGGAUAUCGAGUUGAGAUCAUAUUAAAGCCUCAGUUUCAUAUAAUUUCCGGUCAUUUGAAGACAUGUUGUUCAACUGAUUCGAUAAACUGUUCAAAACCUUCGAGUUCAAUUCCGUUGAAAAUGAUUAUACCAACAAAAAACGCUCUUGACGGCGGGAUAACCGGACGGGUCAUUUGCCAUGUCCAGCCUGCAGCUGAUAUCGGAGGGAUGGAUAAAAUUUGUACCGAGGAAAAGUUGACCUCUGGUCAGUCGUUUGAUGCCGUUGGUAAUGCUCUUUACAAAGUGAUGGUCAACACAGCCGCUAAUGGGGUCAAGUCCAUUGAACACGUUAACAUAAAUGGUCAUCAGGCUUGGUCACUUGGUAUGUGUUGGAAUCACUUGUCUCGUGAUUAUUGUCGCGUUUGUUUAAACCAUUUGGUUGAUCAUAUUUGGUCCGAAUGUGAUAAUGCCGAAAGUGGUCAACUGUGGGUCAAUGAUUGUGGCCUAAGAUAUUCAACUCGCCCAUUGAAUGGGUCAAACUAUGAAGACUCAUUUUCUGGUCAACAUGUUAAUCAACCAUAAACCGACCAAGAAAUGAUCAAAAUUAAAUCAACACAAAGAGUAUCAUUUCUCAAUGAUCAAUAAACUUUUUCUCAAAAUUAAAUUGUAAUCAAGUUAAUCAACUUUCAUCAAUAAAAAUGACAAAUUCAAUAUUUAAAACAA
Panonychus citri (citrus red mite) is the source of this 3416-nucleotide messenger RNA. RefSeq lists its product as uncharacterized. Gene Ontology annotation, molecular function: hydrolase activity, hydrolyzing O-glycosyl compounds. Gene Ontology annotation, biological process: carbohydrate metabolic process. The record is from RefSeq and is a predicted model, not a curated record. The transcript has 2 exons. The coding region runs from base 3 to 917 and encodes 304 amino acids. Lineage: Eukaryota; Metazoa; Arthropoda; Arachnida; Trombidiformes; Tetranychidae.